AUGCAGGCUGCCAAGCAGCUCAUCGUUGACCUGCAGGCGCAGCUAGACAUGUCGCGCGUUGAGGCGGACCAGCUGCGCAAACAGCAACAGCGACAGCAGCAGGAGCGACAGCAGCAGGAACAGCAUCAGCAGCACGGGCAACAGCCCGCGUGUGACAUCGCCGCCUCUGCCGAUGACCACCAGCGGCAAGACGGGCGCGGUGCCCGUGCGUUGACUCCAGCCGCAGGGGCCGGCUCCGUGCCCAAGAUGCAGGAGCGGCUGACGAGGCUGCGCAAGGAGCAGGCAGACGCUGAGGCUGCGCGUGAGGCCGCGUGGGCGGAGCUCAAGGCGGUUGUAUGUGACAUCUCCAGCCUGGCGAGCGUCGACAACCUGCAGUCGGUGGGCGGUCUUGUUGUGGGAUUUUGUGCAGAGUGGUAA
This is a messenger RNA of Monoraphidium neglectum, 417 nucleotides long. RefSeq lists its product as hypothetical. Lineage: Eukaryota; Viridiplantae; Chlorophyta; Chlorophyceae; Sphaeropleales; Selenastraceae. The record is from RefSeq and is a predicted model, not a curated record. Bases 1 to 417 code for a protein of 138 amino acids. The transcript has a single exon.